AUGAAAAAAAAGAGUAUUAGUGAAACAAAAUCUACAAAUGGAUUAUCAACAGAUGAAAUUCGUCAUAUCAUUCAACAUGAAACCUUGAAUCCUAAUAUCCCUUUAGCUAUAGUUCAAGAAAAAUGGUAUGCUGACAAGCAAUUGUCUGAUCGUACUAUUCGUUCAAUAUUUAAAAACAUAUGUGUUGAAUGUGAAAUUGAUAUAAAAGGAAGAAAUAUUUGCAAUCACUCUGAAAGAAAAACAUGUAUUUUUGAAUUGUUUGAUCUUGGAAUUCCUGAAAAUACUGAGGCACUUUCUGAAAUUGUUAAUCGACUUGAGGGACUUCCUUUAUUACCAUCUUCUUCCAAUACAAUUAAACGAAAAAAUUCAAUUGCUUCUCAAUCUUCUUUAAUGUCUGACAGUAAUUCAAAUUUUGAUGUAGAAAAUGAACUUCAGGGAAAUUCUGUUUUGGGCUUUUGCACUGCUAAGGAAAUUAUGCAAAAAGAUAAUUAUUUGCAAAGUAAUCGUAACUCUGCUGAACUUGAUGAAGAUUAUACUUUCAAGAAAAGAAAAAACUACAAAUACAAGAGGAUAAAAAUAGUCAAGAAAUACUAUAAAAAUUGUACUUUUAAUAAAUAA
Messenger RNA from Rhizophagus irregularis DAOM 181602=DAOM 197198, 618 nucleotides. Lineage: Eukaryota; Fungi; Glomeromycota; Glomeromycetes; Glomerales; Glomeraceae. The record is from RefSeq and is a predicted model, not a curated record.